Messenger RNA from Lineus longissimus, 5429 nucleotides. RefSeq lists its product as uncharacterized. Gene Ontology annotation, cellular component: cytosol. Gene Ontology annotation, biological process: glutathione metabolic process. Bases 232 to 3270 code for a protein of 1012 amino acids. Gene Ontology annotation, molecular function: 5-oxoprolinase (ATP-hydrolyzing) activity. The record is from RefSeq and is a predicted model, not a curated record. NCBI's taxonomy places the organism in Eukaryota, Metazoa, Nemertea, Pilidiophora, Heteronemertea, Lineidae. The transcript is spliced from 14 exons.
CAAAAGUUGUUCAGGUUGAGAGAAAACGAUCGAGCAAAAGUUUCUUAUUCCUGUGUUCUUGUGUGAAAGUAAUUGGAAGUCUAAAGUAGAGAGUUAUGUUAACUUUAAUUAGGUGAAACUGUAUUGUAAGUUUCGAUACGAUUCGAUUUUUGAUGUGAGAGUGUGCAGUGAAUAACUUUGCAGCAACUUUUGCCACGAGUUUGAAACAAGUAGUUUUCCAUUACCAAAAACAUGGCGACUGAAAAACUUCGGAUUGGAGUUGAUGUUGGUGGGACAAACACUGAUGCUGCUGUCCUGUGUGGAAAUUCACUUGUGGGAUGGGCAAAAGUGUUGACAACGCCUGAUGUAACAUUAGGAGUUGCAGACGCCAUCAAAUCUGCCCUCAAGGCCACAAAACCUGCUUAUAAAGAUAAGGAAAUUCUUCAAGUUAGCAUCGGAACCACCCAUUUUGUAAAUGCAGUUAUUCAGAGGAAAAACCUUGUUCCAGUGGCCAUUCUGAGGUUGUGUGGUCCCGCAUCGCAUUCCUUGCCACCACUUUGUGAAUUUCCUGAUGAUUUGGCCAAGAUCGUUUCCGGGCUGGAUGUUCUUGUGCAGGGCGGAUAUCAAUUCGAUGGACAGCCGAUCGUCGAUGUCGACAAGAAUGAAAUUAUUGACUGUGCGAAAAGAAUUGAGGAUGCAGGACUUAAAAAUGUUGUUGUUUCAGGUAUCUUUUCCCCAGUCUCAACAGGACAAGAGGAACAAGUUGCACAGAUUCUGCUGGACCAACUUCCGGACAUCAGCAUCACCAUCUCCCAUAGAAUUGGCCACAUCGGCCUACUGGAGAGGGAAAAUGCUGCUAUUUUGAAUGAAUGCCUAAAACCACUCUGCAAAGAAACCAUCCUGGGCUUCCAAAAAGCUUUGAGUCAGGACGUUGGAUUAGAUUGCCCUUUUUAUCUCACACAGAAUGAUGGCACUCUUAUCAGUUCCGAUGACUGCAUUGAAUAUCCUGUCAGAACAUUUGCCUCUGGUCCAACCAACAGCAUGCGUGGUGCGGCGUUUCUCUCGGGGAGGAAAAAUGCCAUAGUUAUUGACAUAGGGGGCACGACGACAGACGUCGGCGUUUUGAGCAAUGGUUUUCCACGGGAAGCGUCAACAAAAGUACAGGUUGGCGGUGUCAACACGAACUUCCGGAUGCCAGAUGUCAUGAGUAUCGGAUUAGGUGGCGGUUCGCUAGUGCGUGAGCGUGACGUCAGGAGUAUGAGAGAGACCAUGUGUCUAGCUACAGACAUCAUUCCAAAUACCAAAAUGAAAGUCGGUCCAGAAUCCGUCGGGUACAACCUCUGCCGAGAUGCUGUCGUGUUUGGUGGUAACAAACUCACAGCUACAGAUAUUGCCGUCCGUGUCGGUUUAGCAAACGGUAUUGGUGAGGAGCGCCGUCUACAAAACAUUCCACGAAUGAUAGCCGAUAGCGCGAUGGCAGAAAUACACAGCAUGGUGGAGAAGGCCAUUGAUCAAGCUAAGCUGACUUGCCAGGACCAACCUGUCAUCCUAGUGGGCGGAGGCAGCAUCCUGGUCGAUGAGAAAAAGCCGUUACAGGGUGCAUCAGAAGUCAUCAAACCACCAUAUUUUCAGGUAGCCAAUGCCGUUGGUGCCGCACUGAGCCAGAUAGGUCACAUGGUCGAUCUGAUUGUCUCGUAUGCAAAGACGCCGAGAGACGAGGUCAUUGAGAAUGCAAAGAAAACUGCGAGACAAGCGGUCAUCAAUGGCGGCGCCGAUCCAAGCACCGUCAACAUCGUGGAAGUCAUUGAAACGCCCUUAGCUUACUUGCUCGGCGACGUAACGCGAUUACAAAUCAAGGCAGUCGGCGACUUAUUCCCCGACACUCAACUCGCAGAUGAUAUAGCGGUCGUCUGUCUGAGUCCAAAAGUCCAAGUCGUCCGGCUGUUUGAUGACGAAGAUGAGACUGAUAGUGCCGUACCUUCCGAUUUUGACUUUGGUUUGAUCAACAGUCCUGUCCUUCCGAAGCAAACGUUUGACAUUGAUGAGAAGACGGGUGAGUGGAUCCUUCAUGAGCGUGACGUCGAGUGUAUCAGUAUUGGUGCGGGUAUCCUAGGUUGCGGAGGCGGUGGCAGUCCACACAUCGCCAGACUGAGGGCGCUCAACCUACUCAAACAAGGCAAGAAGAUUAGAGUCAUCAGCCCAGACAGACUUGGUACUUGUCCAGAACUAGAUGGUUAUGUGACGCUGGUGGCCUUCAUGGGUGCGCCGACUGUCAUCUUGGAGAAGCUGAUGUGUGGGAAGGAUACGAUGGCGUCGUUCAAGAUGAUGGAGAAACUGCUUCAGUCUGACUUCAAUGACCCGUCCCUGAACACGAUCGAGGCUGAUGGCAUCAGGGCAAUAACAGAUGCAAGAGAAUUCAGCAAACUGAAAAAGGUCAACAACAAGAAGCUAGUCGCUGUAAUGUGUGCUGAGAUUGGUGGCCUGAAUGCCAUUGAGCCACUUGCGGUUGCCGCCGAGCUUGGCAUUCCGGUUGUUGAUUGUGACGGAAUGGGACGCGCCUUCCCGGAGCUGCAGAUGUUUGUCCCAUUCAUAUACGGUGUCCCGUCGCAUCCUGGGGUUAUCUGUGACGAAAAGGGCAAUGCUGUGGUUACAACUCGUGUCGACAGUGGCAAGCAUUUGGAGAACUUCUUCAGGGAGCAAGUUGCCAAAAUGGGAUGCGUUAUCAGUUUGUCGAUGUCGCUUUUGUCCCCAGACGAUGUGAAGAAGUACUCUAUCCUUCACAGCUACAGUCGCGCCUGGCAGAUUGGUGACGCCGUCCUCAGGGCUAGGGAGAUGAAACUCUCCCCCACUGCCGUGAUCCUGAAGAGCGUACAGGGAAAUAGGCUGAUUCACGGCAAGAUUGCCGACAUUGACCGGAUGACGGCAGACGGUUUUACGAAAGGUCGUCUGAUCGUAGAAGGACUCGGCCGAUUCCAAAACACGACCUUGUUCAUUGACUUCCAGAAUGAGAAUUUGGUUGCUCGGCAACGGGUUGAGGGCGAUGACGAAAUGGAGGUCGUGGCCUGUGUACCCGAUCUCAUAUCCAUCCUCGACUCAGACACGGGACAGCCAAUCACAACGGAGGAAAUACGAUACGGGUUACGCGUGGUUGUCAUAGCGAUGGCAUCGUCGCCACGGUUACGAACUGAAGAAGCGCUGAAAGUAGUUGGACCAAAAUAUUUUGGAUAUGACGAUGUGACUUUUGAACCUUUAUGUGAAUAUGCCGAAUUUAGAACCAUCCCUCCAUCGUAGAUAGUCAAACACCCUUAUUGUGCCAUGUGGAGUGUUUGUCGUUAUCAUUGACAUGUUCGAGUGAAUGUGUCAUACAGAUUGACAAUAGCAGUGUUCUCCACUAGGCCAUUUGUCGAGGCAUCCCACCCUUCCUUGGAAGCAGCCACCCUACCUUGGAGCAGCCACCCUACCUUGCUCUAGAGUUUUGUUGAUGGUUUCUUUAGGGCCACUCAGCUUUAAAUUGCUGGCCACCCCACCUCGUGUUGCACACUGGCAAAACUUCUUGAGUCUCAAUGGUACCACCCUACCUAGAGAAGAACCUGUGGAGAACACCGGGCAUCCCACCCUACCUUGGAAGCAGCCACCGUACCUUGCUCUAGAAUUUUUAAAGGUUUCUAUAGGGACACCCUACAUUAAAUUGCUGGCCAUCCGACCUCGUGUUGGACACUGGCAAAACUUCUUGAGUAUCAAGGGUACCACCCUACCUAAAGAAGAACCUGUGGAGAACCCAGGGGGGAUGAAGAAACUAGGAAAAAAAUUUAACCAAGUCAGUUUCAUAGAAAUUGUAUUUUCACUGCAGUGUUGAUCUCAGUCAAAGCACAAAAAUGGAUUUCUUCCAGAUGACUUGUGUCAUUUCUAUAUGAUAGCGAGAUUUAGCUUAAAACCAACUUUUUAAUUGACUUUUACACCUAAAUAUGCGUAUGUGGUUUGGUGUGAUGUAGUGAAAGUUAUGAAGUUUUGAUUCUACAUUAAAUUUGGAAGUGGUUUUCAAAUGUAGGAUCAAAGACAAUCUUGUACAUGUCAUCAUAUUUGUUUGUUUAUAAAAAGCGUUUUUCAUAGGGAGUUUAGAGUUGACAUGACGUUUUAGUUUUACUUAUGCGACAAUAUACUAUGUCUAUUUCUUCAUUCUGAUAAAUCGUAUUGUCAGUUUCUGCAUGACAUCAUUGGGGCAGCUUGCUUUUCUAUCACAUGAUGUCACCAAUUUGGCUUGAGUGCAGGCCACACUCAAUUUUCGUGGACUGUUGAACUGGAGAGUGUUUACUCUAAAUUGUAACUAAUUUCUGUUAUAAAUACCGUCUGACUUUUUAAACGCGUACAGUGCUAGACAAUGCCGUGAGAACAGUCUUUUGAUUGUAUUCUUUGAAAUGCAUUGUUUUCCAAUGCAACUCUUACAGUAUUUUGGCUACACAUUGGUGACAUUGAUAUCUGAUCUUUUCCACACUAUAAAACAACAAAGAAUGUGUCCAUUGGACUUCAGUAGAAGUCAGCAUUCAGGUCAAAGUGGUAAUACUGGGGAGUAUUGUCAAGAAUUGUUUAUAACUAUGACAGUAUUUUUUCCUUUGACGUUAGAUUAGUUUUGUAUAGCAAAGCCUUCAUAAGAUUAUCAGAACCUGACUCCCUUUGGUUACAAAAAUCUAUAUUUGUUUCAAAGGAGCGGAAUAAUGAUUACCUCAGAUAACUAACAUUGACCAAUGUAGUGGUGCUAAAUUGUUUGUUAUGCAUACAGUAAUAUCUUGUACAUACUGUUGAUGAUGACUGUUGAAAACCAUAUUGUUUUAGCGGGAAGGUGUUCCCUUGUCCAUAUUAUUGUAACUAGGAAUAUUUACUAUAUUUACUGGGUAGGUUUAUUUGAUUAGUGGAUUUAUCCCUGAAAGCCUUCAAUGUACUAUAAAAGGAUUCUCUCUAUACCGUAAUUGUCAAUUUCAAUUCAUGACAUUGAUUAUGAUCAGGACGCAUCUAAUUACGUUCUCUAAAAUGAAAGGGACCAGUCUCCUUAAGUAGAUCCUUUCUCAAAUGCAUCAUUGACUCAGACUUAUCUGAUUGAAAGUUUCUUUGAAGGAACUAUAAAUUCUGUGCCAGUGCUAUGUUAGAAGAAUCUGUUGGGAUGCUUGUACUGUGAAGAGAUUAGGAAUCACAGGUUCCACAGGUUAAAACUGAUUCAGUGUUUCAUUUGAACAGCUUUUUAAAAUUGUCUUGUACAUUUAUAAUUACCUCUGUCGAUUCGGCACAAUAUUUAACCAAUUUCUUCCUUGGUAGGUUUUGAUUUAUGAAGGCCUUUUAUCAUGUUUAUCAAAUUGUUAUAAGAUUGAAUUUAUAUCACUUUGUUAUAAAUGGAUAUUUUAUAAGAUGUGUGUUGUUAACUUUAUGUGUUAACUAAAAUAAACAUCUCGACAAUAGAA